Molecule: messenger RNA, 2421 nt
Organism: Mollisia scopiformis
Lineage: Eukaryota; Fungi; Ascomycota; Leotiomycetes; Helotiales; Mollisiaceae
Product: acid protease
Exons: 3
Coding region: 471-2009 (512 amino acids)
Biological process (GO): proteolysis
Cellular component (GO): fungal-type vacuole
Molecular function (GO): aspartic-type endopeptidase activity
Source: RefSeq, a predicted model, not a curated record
UGCAGAAAAUUCGUACUUCAUACUUCAUAAAAUUGCUGGAUUCCCUUCGAUUUACUACUACCCUUCACGCUGCUUCACCAUUCCUUCAUUCACCAUGCGCAUCUUCCACGGUUCACCAUGUGCUUACAGCCCCGCAGCACAAAUCCUAGACGGGAAGGAAUACCACGGCGUCCUUGUACGAUGACUAGAAGCUUAUCGAAUGCAUCACAGAGAAAGUUGUGCUUCGGAUUUAGUGCCAAGCAUACCUACAGGAGCAUGUGCUCGAAGCUUUGCAACUCCUGGAUCUCAAAGGCUCGGUUUCCCAUUUUUGAGAUUCGAUCUUAUGGCAAUGACCUCUCACCUCGCACCAUACCUUGAGAAUGAUACCUUCAACACCGCUUUAGAAUACUUCUUGAGAUUAUAGGUUUCGGCGUCAUCCUCUGGGCUAGUCACGUGUUGCCCAUCUGGCGAGAGCGCAGGUAGAGGCACCGAUGGCUCCGUCUCCAAUAGUUGUGGCUCCUAGUCAAAAUUGGGCUGGUAAUGACGGUCCAUGGUCUUCUUUUGAGAUUCAAGUCGGGACUCCUGCCCAGAACCUGCAAGUUUUCAUCUCAACGUCUGUCUAUCAGACCCUAGUCGUCGCCCCAGAAGGAUGUAUCUCUUUCGAUCCAUCGAACUGCGCAGUACUUCGCGGAGGCGAGUUCUACCUCAAUGCUUCAUCAACAUGGUCAACAAAUACGGCGAACCUUUCAAGUAACAUCUACCCUCUCCUGGUCGAUACCCAGCUGGGCUACAACGGUCGAGCUGAGCUGGGAUUUGAUGUUGUUACGCUUGGUUGGAAAGGCUCGGGUGGUCCGACUUUGCAAAAUCAGACUGUUGGCGGAUUUGCGGCGAAAGACACUUACCUGGGGCUGUUCGGUAUCUCUCCUCGGGCAAGCAACUUUACAACCUUCGACAAUCCCAUACCAAGCUAUGUGCAGAAUCUUCGCAAUCAGUCGUUGAUCCCAAGUAUAUCUUGGGCAUACACAGCUGGCAAUCAAUAUCGGCUGGAUCAAGUCCUAGGCAGCUUGGUUCUUGGCGGUUACGACAAAUCGAAAUUGGUUGAAAACGAUGUUACUUGGACUUUCAACUCUGAGGAUUCUCAAGAUCUUACCGUGCAAAUCGAGUCAAUCAUUGUCUCGGAUUCGACAAAGAACACUUCCUUGUUGCCCUCUCCGAUUCCUUCUUUCUUGGACUCUUCAUUACCGUACAUCUGGCUCCCCGUUGAAGCUUGUAAGCUAUUUGAAAAAGCUUUCAACUUAGUCUGGGACAAUGUCACUGAGCUAUAUCUCGUCAACGAUACACAACACGACAUACUGCAAGCACAGAAUGCCAGUCUUACGUUCACCCUCGGAAAUCUAACAGCUGGGGUCUCUGUCAACAUCACCCUCCCGUACGCUGCAUUCGAUUUGACUGCGUCAUCUCCCCUCGUCACGAACACGUCUCGUUACUUUCCGUUGAAACGCGCCGCCAACGAUUCACAGUAUGUUUUGGGUCGAACAUUCUUCCAGGAGGCAUACGUAAUUGCCGACUACGAACGCGGGAAUUUCUCUGUGUCACAGUGCAACUGGGAUGCGGAAGCUUCACAGGAAAUUGUUCCUAUAUAUCCACCAGGCGCCAAUGGAUCAUUGACCGCUUUCCCAAAGGAGUCAUCCUCAUCGAAGCAUAACUCACUCAUAGUCGAUUUACCGGCUGGAGUAGGUGCUGGUAUUAUAGUGACAAUGCUCGUCCUCUUGGCCAUUCACUAUGGAAGGACCAAAAAGCUACAAAGACUCGAAGAACACACAACUCGGGAUGAGACAAGAUCACCACCUAUCGGUUUAGAGUAUCGGGGUCUGAAGCCAGAGCUGCAUGCAGAAGAGAUAUUGCGUCCACAAGAAUUGGAAGCAGAAAAGUCUCAAUGGGUCGUGGAAGCUGAUGGACAUGAGCGGCAGAUCUUUGAAUUGUCAGCCAGAGAAGAGCCUUUUGCCGAGCUUGAAGAAGCUAGAAAUUAACGAGGCUGCUUUCGAUACAAAUAUUCUCGUAACAAAGAUUCCAAACAACUCUACCUUGUAGAAGCUGAGGGUAUACGGCUAGCCUAGGAUGAGCCAUAUUCAAAGCUUCGAAACAAGAGUACCGCCUUUUCUAGGCGCCUCCCUCGCUCUUGUAUCGAUGACCGACAACUCAACUAAGGUCCCUUGAUAGCCCGAGAAAUAUUUCUCGGGCUUUGGGGUGAUCCAUCGAAAGUACUUUAAUAAAAAUUUCAAGAUCGUCAGCGUCUUGAGUCUGGAAGUUUACUGCGACUUUGAAGAGAGUCCGUUCUGGUAGUCGCCACUCCCUAUCUCCUCGAUUACUUCUUUGAUUUCCUUAAAUGUUCAGAAUUUCAGCUCGUAUUCUUGAAUAUCACUCUCAAUCGCUUAUACCAAC